UCGGCUGAAGCGCCGGGAACGGUCGAACCCCGCGGUCCGGCCCGGAAACCUGCUCAGGGCUCCCGAGAACGGAGGGCCGCCUUUUCGCCCCUUGGACGUCAGCGGACGCCCUUGAGAUUACAUGGCGGUGCAGUCUGCCGCUUCAGCGCCAAAGGAUGACGCUUGGCCUUGGUCGACAUCUGGAUGGGACCCCUCCUGGGAAGCGCGCCUCCGCCUCCCAGCACUAAAGACGGGGUCUUUUCAGAGACAGCCCCACAAUGACAGAGCAGCUCCCCCGGGGGGAUGGGCCAGCCCCCCUCGUUCGUGAUCGACCUGCCACAGCGCUUUGGACAGGGUUGGCCAAAGGAGGGGGAAGUCAGUUCUGUUGGGCGUAAGGGGAAUCCGCCUGGAACUGAAGCCAGCUGAAGACCAAAAAAGGAGAAUUAUUUAAAACUUCUGCAAGAAUAUAUAAUCCAAUAACAGAGUAAAAUAACAACCAGCUGUUCCCAAAAGGCAUUAAUUAAAGACUAACUGGAUAGCGUUGCAGAGUUACAUACAGGAUCCCAAAGCAAGAUGUUCCCAUCACCAGUCAGUCCAGAGGGUCAAACAGCCAGAGCUCUCCACAGACAGAGCAUCUAUGAUGGUGAACCAGGAACCUGUAGCAAGGCUUCCCCAGGAAGCACACAGGGCCACACUGACGUAUUUCUGCCAAGAGGCCAGAGACUCCUUGAGCAAUCAAAACAAUACUGAAUGACCUAAGACAGUCACACGUCCAACCCACAACUAGGUGACCUUAGGGGCCAAGACAAGAUAAUGGUCAUAAGCCAUCCCUACCAUGAUGCCAUUGCAAUAUUUCUAGUCCCCUUAAUUGCCUGGACUGGCACCAGAUGUCUCAGUCUUGAAGGCUCCAUGAAUAACAUAGCAGCAAAUAUUUAAAUGCCCACCUGGCUAUUACCAGUACAUUCGUCUUGGUAGCAGUUAAAAUUCCUCCUAUUUAAUGUAAUGUUGAAAGCUUUCAUGGCUGGAAUCAACUGGUUGUUUUGGUUUUUUUGGGCUGUGUGGCUGUGGUCUGGUCAUUUUUGUUCCUCACGUCUUGCCUGCAGCUGUGGCUGGCAUCUUCAGAGGGAUGUCACAGCAAGAUGUGUUUCUGUUCGUGACACACUAUGGAAUGAUUAGGCUCUGUACGCAGAUGGUCGAAUGGGAAAACUGGUGGAAAAACAUAACCUUCAAACAAUUUUCAGACCCACCAGAAAAGUACAACAAACGCUACAGUCAGCAAAGGACCAGAGUAACCCCUUUACCUGCGCAGGAGUGUAUCCUAUAUCAUGCAGCUGUGGACAAGUAUACGUAGGGACUACAAAAUACAGCAUUCUGUCAAGAAUGAAAGAACAUGAAAGGCCCUGCUGACUAAUCCAACCUGAGAAAUCAGCAGUAGCUGAAUAUGCUCUAAACCAGCGGUUCUCAACCUGUGGGUCGCGACCCCUUUGGGGGUCGAACGACCCUUUCACAGGGGUCACCUAAGACUCUUUGCAUCAGUUUUCUCCAUCUGUAAAAUGGAUAAAUGUUAGGGUUGGGGGUCACCACAACAUGAGGAACUGUGUUAAAAAGUCCCAGCAUUAGGAAACUUGAGAACCACUUCUUUAAAUCAAGUUGGUCAUAGGAUCUUAUUUGAAGACACAGAAAUUCUUGAUAAUUCCAACAGCUACUACGUCAGACUACAGAGGAAAGCCAUUGCAACCCACUAACACCAGGACAGUUUCAACAAAAAGGAAGAGAAACUGAAAAUAAAAAAAAUCUGGCUACUGGUACUAAAAAAAUGGCCAAACCAAACAAUCAGGUUUGCAGCAUGGAAGUGCUGUUCAACGUGAUGGUUGAAAAUCAGACUGCUUUUGCUCCUUCAUCUGCCAUGUCAGCUGCCUCCAUUUCUGGGUCAGUCAGAUCUAGCCACAGUGAUCCAUGUCAUAGUAACAGCCAGAUGGGACCACUCCAGUGUGUUCUUGGGGCUGUGCUCAAAAAUAUGUUCAGAGGCUGCAGCUAAUACACAGUACUGUGGCUGGACUGCUGGUCAGGGCCAGUUAUUGGGAUCAUGUGACCCCAACCUUACAUCAGUUACACAAGCUACCAAUCUUCCCCCAAGCCCAGUUCACUAAGGCACUGAUCCAGCAGGGCUCUUAUGUUCUAAUGUAUGGUUUUUACCUUUAAAGGCCUACGUGGCUUGCUACUAUAUCUGAAGGAAUGUUGUCUCUCAUACAUUCUUAGGAACUAAGAUCACAGGGAGGGGCCCUCUUGAGGGUUCCAUCAACCAAAGAAGCUCCUUUGACAGGUCCACAAGACAAGGCCUUUUCUAGGGUAGCCCCACAAUUAUGAAACAGCUGCCACAAUAGCAACGAUCCCUGUCUGCAUGUGAAUGGAGGUCAUCAGCGAAAGCCUCCCAAUGCCGCCUGCCUGAGUCCCAUGGCCUGGCCAGAACCCCAGGUGAAAGGAGACUGGAGCAGAUGGGUCGCCUGGGAAGACCUGGAGUUGCAGCCAUCACUCUCCCAAGAAGCUUGCCCCAAAAGGGAGGAGCUAGACUACUCGGGUUUCCUUCCAAAAUAGGUUAUUUAACAAUUUUUUUCUGAAUUCUGAGGAUCCCCCUGGAUUUUCAGACCCUGGAUGUGGGUGGGACUGCCAUACACACAGUUGGAUUCUUUACAUAUUUGGGAGGCUCCCUGGGCAACAGAACCAACAGAAAAAGAAAACUCCCGAAGGGGCCUGGAUGGGCUCCAGGAUCACAGAAUGUUGAAAACAGGCAUUGUUGUCACUGGAAACUCUGACCAAGGUGUUUCCAUCCAGGUAAAGCAUAAAAGAAAUGGCAUCUAUCUGUUCUGCAGAACAGGAAAGGAUAGCAAAGUGCUGAACUGGACCAAAGAUGGCAAAGACAUAGGCAGCGCCAAUGAAAAGGAACUGUUGGUGGGCUCGGCUGUGGAUGACCCCAGAGGCCUCUACCAGUGCAACUCUGAGAAAGCCAACGGGUCUCUGCAGCUGUACUUUCGCAUGUGCCAGUAUUGUGUCCAGCUGAACUCUGCUGUGGUGAUAGGAAUGGUGGCGGCCGAAGUCGUGGCCACAGCGUUGCUGGUGGCAGCAGUGUGGUGCCUUGCUGCUCAGGAGCCCGGCCGACGAUCUCGGGCCUCUCCCGCUCGUUCUCUCCUCUGCCCACUGCAGCCUCUUGGAGAACGCAACAACGGGCAGUACAGUCAUAUCGGAGUGGCCAAGGCCCGCCGCCGGUGAGAGGGGGAGCGGAUCCCUGGCCUCCUGAGCGCCUGGCUUGGAGCAGCUGCAGUUUGCAUCUGCUCGGACUGCUGACCAUCAUUCCAGUGGGAAGGGGAAGCCGGUGAAGAGGAGGAGGUUUCGAGCGGCGGCUAUGAAUGCCCGAAGUGUUUUUGGCUUGCUCCAGUCUCCAUCACUCGAGAGAUCCAGCCGGGCCUUCCAGCUUUGCAGAGCGGGCGGGCAAGCUGCCAACUCAGUGUUGCCCAACCAUGCCUGGAUUUAAACUUUCAUCUGUCUAAGCAAGAGGAAGGGGAGCCGUGCAUUUGUGCUUCCGCUUUGCCUACAAGGAAGCAACGAGUCUUGGGAACCUCCCCCUGAGUUUGGGAAGGAGGCCAGGAAGUCUUGUGGGAUAUCUGUGGACAGGUGGCGUGGUUUGUGCAAGGGGGACGAGUUCAUUUCAGGGGGAAAACAGACCCCUGGGAUCAGGAUUCCUGGAUUAGACGUGGUGCGCUCCAUCGCGGGAUGUGUCCCGGAAUCUCGGAACAGAAAGGAAGGAACUGGAGCCAUCCCCAUUCCCCCCCCCCCCAUUUCUCUGUAGCCCACCUGGUUCCUCAAUAAAGGCUUUGCUGGCUUGA
Sphaerodactylus townsendi is the source of this 3860-nucleotide messenger RNA. Its product is annotated as T-cell surface glycoprotein CD3 gamma chain-like. The record is from RefSeq and is a predicted model, not a curated record. The transcript is spliced from 5 exons. Bases 2632 to 3246 code for a protein of 204 amino acids. Gene Ontology annotation, cellular component: external side of plasma membrane; alpha-beta T cell receptor complex. NCBI's taxonomy places the organism in Eukaryota, Metazoa, Chordata, Lepidosauria, Squamata, Sphaerodactylidae. Gene Ontology annotation, molecular function: transmembrane signaling receptor activity. Gene Ontology annotation, biological process: cell surface receptor signaling pathway; positive thymic T cell selection.